Triticum turgidum subsp. durum (durum wheat) is the source of this 1182-nucleotide messenger RNA. The record is from the annotation of a GenBank genome assembly. NCBI's taxonomy places the organism in Eukaryota, Viridiplantae, Streptophyta, Magnoliopsida, Poales, Poaceae.
AUGGCGGACUCGUUGCCGGACGACGUGGUCAUGGAUAUCCUCUCACGGAUAAAGGACGUGCCCUCGCUCUUCCGCUGCGCCGCGGUGUGCAAAGGGUGGCGCCGCCUCGUUGCCCGCAUGGAGGGCGUGGGUGUCUUUGCUGGCUUCUUCACGCAGCUGCAGCCACGCGGGCAGCAUACAACGCCGUGGUUCAUCCCGUCGCCCGGCCCGGUUCCGUUGGCGCUGGGCCGUCGUCGCCGUCGUCUCACCUCCCUCGUGCCAGACAUCCGGGUCGCCGGCUUCCUUGAAUACGCGGUGCCGCUUGUAUCGCACCAUGGCCUUCUGCUGCUGCGCAUCAACACCAACCUGGGCGGUGGCAUCCUGGCCGUCUGCGAUCCGCUCGCUGGCACCUUACGCGUACUCCCUUCUCUUCUAGGCUAUAAUUCUGGUGAGGACAUGAUGGGAUACACCCUACUUACUAAUAAGGACGGUGGGAGUUUGGACGAUCACCAGCAUCAGCGGUCAUUCUUCUUCAAGGUGGUGAUUGUUACGAUCCUCAAGAAUCACGGCUAUUAUACGGAGUACAGUCUGCAGACAUUAUCAUCGGCCGACGAGACAGGAUGGAGCAGGUGCUCCGGUGACCUCUUGAAGGCCGGAAAUCACAACAUCCGCGUGGCAUUUAUGCAGCGUGAAGCUGUUGUGUGCGGUGGCGCCGCGCACUGGCUCUUCUUCGGAGUGCCUGCUGCAAUCUACACUCUUGAUUUGAGCAUUGAAACUGGACACGUCUCCAUUACAGAAUUGAACGGCAUAGAUAAUCUUUGGGUCUUUGGUGUUCUUUGCGUUUUAGGGCUGCGUGACAAACCAUAUCUUACCGCUGACACCGAGGGGAAGCUCAUGUUGCUCUGCUUGGAGCAGGAUGGUCACCGGGUUCAGAUCUGGACGUCGUGCGACAACAAGAUGUUCUUUCAAUCUUCAAUACUCAAGUUAAAACAACGUGUCUAUAAAUGCUUGGGAGAGAAAAGCGGCACUGUGCUCAUCAUAGAUAAGCUGCGGGUUGUCUAUGUUGCUGAUGUCAAGACAGGGGUGAUGCAGGAGGUGACCCAAUGGCCAUACAAUAUCAGCCUUUGCCGCCAAAAUACCGUACUUGUGGAAGUGGACUGGCCGGCCUUCUUUGCUCUUCGGCUUGGUGUUGCAGCCACAUGA